Symphalangus syndactylus (siamang) is the source of this 4601-nucleotide messenger RNA. RefSeq names its product RAB11 family interacting protein 3 (gene RAB11FIP3). Gene Ontology annotation, biological process: endocytic recycling; regulation of cytokinesis. Gene Ontology annotation, cellular component: recycling endosome membrane; midbody; endocytic vesicle. The record is from RefSeq and is a predicted model, not a curated record. Gene Ontology annotation, molecular function: calcium ion binding. NCBI's taxonomy places the organism in Eukaryota, Metazoa, Chordata, Mammalia, Primates, Hylobatidae.
GCGCCGGCGUUAGUUCUCCGGGUACCUCAGGCGCCUCAGCCUCAUUAGUCUCCUCAUCCUGCUUCACAGGCCCCGCGGCCUCCGGUCUCCUUGGCCCCCGUCCCCCGGUCUCCUCGGCCCCCGUCCCCCGCCUCCCGCCGCCCGGCCCCUCGCCGCCCUCCCUAGGCCGCCCCGCCGCCAUGGGCCUGCGCCCGCCGCGCCGCCGGGCCGAGGGCAGCUGAGGCGCGGCGCGAAGAUGGGCGAGGACAGAGCAGGGCCCGAGCGCCAGCCCCAGCAGCCCGGGCGCCCCGCGCGCGCCCGCCCGCGCCGCCGAGGGGAUGCCCGCGCCCGCCGCCGCGCCCUGAGCGCCUUUGUCUGCCGCCCGCGCCCUCCGCACCACUAGCCUCUCGGGAGCAUGGCGUCGGCCCCGCCGGCCUCGCCCCCGGGCUCGGAGCCGCCGGGGCCCGACCCGGAGCCGGGCGGGCCGGACGGGCCGGGGGCGGCGCAACUGGCGCCGGGCUCUGCGGAGCUACGCCUCGGAGCGCCCGUCGCCGGCCCCGACCCGGAGCCCCCGGGCCUGGAUGAGCCUGCGCCCGGAGCCGCUGCGGAUGGCGGGGCGCGCUGGAGCGCCGGGCCGGCCCCGGGGCUGGAGGGAGGCCCGCGGGACCCCGGGCCGCCCGCCCCGCAGCUGCGCUCCGGCCCGCGGGGGCAGCUUGCGAGCCCCGACGCCCCGAGCCCAGGGCCGCGCUCCGAGGCGCCGCUUCCAGAACUCGACCCGUUGUUCUCCUGGACUGAGGAGCCCGAGGAGUGUGGCCCCCCGAACUGCCCGGAGAGCGCGCCUUUCCGUUUGCAGGGGUCCAGCAGCAGCCACCGAGCGCGGGGCGAGGUCGACCUCUUCUCUCCCUUCCCCGCGCCCACGGCGGGCGAGCUGGCCCUGGAGGAAGGUCCCGGGUCCCCGCCGCAGCCCUCGGAUCUCAGCCAGACCCACCCCCUUCCGAGCGAGCCCGCGGGGAGUCAGGAGGACGGCCCCCGCCUCCGAGCCGUGUUCGAUGCCCUGGACGGGGAUGGGGACGGUUUCGUCCGCAUCGAGGACUUCGUCCAGUUUGCUACGGUCUACGGGGCAGAGCAGGUGAAGGACUUAACUAAGUACUUGGAUCCCAGUGGGCUCGGCGUGAUCAGCUUUGAAGACUUCUACCAAGGGAUCACAGCCAUCAGAAACGGAGAUCCCGAUGGCCAGCGCUAUGGUGGCGUCGCUUCUGCCCAAGAUGAGGAGCCCCUGGCCUGCCCGGAUGAGUUCGAUGACUUCGUUACCUACGAGGGCUCCAGGUGGUGGAGUUACGCGUCUGAGGUCACACGGCUUUUAAUAAAGGAGCCAAAGAUGGAACUGGGGCCUCCCGCAAGUGCGCCAGGCUCCUGGCAGCUCAGCCUAGCCCUUCACGCCUCUUCCAGUGAGGCUCAGGCCAACGAGGUGACGGACAGCGCGUACAUGGGCUCCGAGAGCACCUACAGUGAGUGUGAGACCUUCACGGACGAGGACACCAGCACCUUGGUGCACCCUGAGCUGCAACCUGAAGGGGACGCAGACAGUGCCGGCGGCUCGGCAGUGCCCUCCGAGUGCCUGGACGCCAUGGAGGAGCCCGACCAUGGUGCCUUGCUGCUGCUCCCAGGCAGGCCUCACCCCCAUGGCCAGUCUGUCAUCACGGUGAUCGGGGGCGAGGAGCACUUUGAGGACUACGGUGAAGGCAGUGAGGCGGAGCUGUCCCCAGAGACCCUAUGCAACGGGCAGCUGGGCUGCAGCGACCCCGCUUUCCUCACUCCCAGCACUGACCCUCUUGCCGCAAAGCUGCACAGCAUCCUCACUGAUGAGGCGUUUGAGUUUUACUGUAGCCAGUGCCACAAACAAAUCAACCGCCUUGAGGAUCUUUCUGCCCGCCUGAGUGAUCUUGAAAUGAAUAGUCCGACAAAGCGGCUGUCCAGCAAGAAGGUGGCAAGGUACCUGCACCAGUCAGGGGCCCUGACCAUGGAGGCCCUGGAGGACCCUUCCCCCGAGCUCGUGGAGGGCCCAGAGGAGGACAUUGCUGACAAGGUUGUCUUCCUGGAAAGGCGUGUGCUGGAGCUGGAAAAGGACACGGCAGCCACCGGUGAGCAACACAGCCGCCUGAGGCAGGAGAACCUGCAGCUGGUGCACAGAGCAAACGCACUGGAGGAGCAGCUGAAGGAGCAGGAGCUGAGAGCCUGCGAGAUGGUCCUGGAAGAGACCCGGCGGCAGAAGGAGCUCCUGUGCAAGAUGGAGAGGGAGAAGAGCAUUGAGAUCGAGAACCUGCAGGCCAGGCUACAGCAACUGGACGAGGAGAACAGUGAACUCCGGUCCUGCACGCCCUGUCUGAAGGCCAACAUUGAGCGCCUGGAGGAGGAGAAGCAGAAGCUGUUGGAUGAGAUAGAGUCGCUGACGCUGCGGCUCAGCGAAGAGCAGGAGAACAAGAGGAGGAUGGGGGACAGGCUGAGUCACGAGAGGCACCAGUUCCAGAGGGACAAGGAGGCCACCCAGGAGCUGAUUGAGGACCUCCGAAAGCAGCUGGAGCACCUGCAGCUCCUCAAGCUGGAGGCCGAGCAGCGGCGGGGCCGCAGCAGCAGCAUGGGCCUGCAGGAGUACCACAGCCGCGCCCGGGAGAGCGAGCUGGAGCAGGAGGUCCGCAGGCUGAAGCAGGACAACCGCAACCUGAAGGAGCAGAACGAGGAGCUCAACGGGCAGAUCAUUACCCUCAGCAUCCAGGGUGCCAAGAGCCUCUUCUCCACAGCCUUCUCCGAGUCCCUGGCUGCAGAGAUCAGCUCCGUCUCCCGAGAUGAGCUCAUGGAGGCGAUUCAGAAGCAGGAGGAGAUCAACUUCCGCCUGCAGGACUACAUCGACAGGAUCAUCGUGGCCAUCAUGGAGACCAACCCGUCCAUCCUGGAGGUCAAGUAGAGGCAGGAAGGUCCAGCCUGAGCUGGAUUCGGGACUCCGACACCCUGGAGUGGUCCCGUCAGACCAUGAGGAGCCAAGACCAGCAGGUCCCACAGCCGACAGUGCCCAGAGCAUGCAGGGAGCCCACGUGCAGCUGAGCUGGGGCCACCAAAGACCGGGGCUGCCAAAGGGGCAGAGGGUGGUGAAGAGGAGAGGGAGAAAAGGAAGUCCCAGGGCCCGAGGUCCACAGAGGGUGAGGGUUGUGGCAGGGCCGUCCAUCAGCGCUGACCUUCCAGGGGCCCAGAGCUUCCCAGCCCUGAGUCAACCUGGCCGUGAACGCCUACACUUCAGUUCAGCAGGAUGGGCUGGAGAGCCUCUCUGUGCAGAGGUAUGGCGUGAGCCCUGCUGUGGCCUCCUUGUGGUGGUCCCUCUUCCCACGUGCAGCCCUAUUGGGAAGAAAGGAAGAAAACAGGUCCCUCCAGGGGUGCUGCUGCCUAAACCCGCAUAAGUACCCUGGUGCCGUGUCACCCAUGCUGAGCCGCUCCUGAUGGCUGACGGGCUCCCGGACUCUCACCUCGGACAUGGUGGUGGGGGAAGGACAGGUGGGCAAGGCUGGUGCGUUCCCAGCUCUCCCUACGCUGCUCGGGCCAUUGCCCAGCCAGAUGUGGUCACCUCAGUCCAGCUCUGGGGCCUCCAGGCCACGUGGCUGUUCCCAUGGCCCAAUCCUCGCUGCAGUAAUCCUUGGGGGCUCUGACCGCCUAUGGGGGCCGGGCAGGAGCCACUGGGGCCCUCCACUCCGACAUCAGGACCUGAGAUUACAGCUGUGUGACGCGCUCUCCCUAGGCAGGGUGGAUGCUGCAAGCCCCUCUGGCUCCCAGGUGCUGCUUCUCCACAGGUGCGGCCUGACCUGGCCUCCUAAAGGCCACACCCUCCCCACGCACUUCCCAGGCCAGAGUCCAAACAUCGGGAACCCUGUUUUCUUCUGGGUGUGUCUCACUUAGAAAUCGUGGUUCUUCCCCGAGGGUGCAUGUCGCAGGAGGGAGAGGGCAGGGAAGGCUCACAGCAGAGCAGGAGGGGGCCUGUGCUUCUCGGGGUCUGCACCCCAGGCGCAGCGGUGUCAUCCUGCAGGACUGCUGGCCUGCCCCCAACCCCCAGCAUUCCCGGGUGGGCCGAGACCCUGUCACCAAGACUGGCCACCCACUGCGUGUGUGAGUGUGCGCAUGUGUGCGUGCGUGCACGUGUGUGGCCCCGCAUCCGCCGCCUUCCACACCAGGAUGUAAGAGGUCGCCUCCUAUUGUACAUUUGGGGAAAGCCUUGGGUGUAAAUCAGUGUAAACUUGGCGGAGAGAUUUUUCUAUCAUGUAGAGUAGGUAUUUUUUAUAGAUUGAAGGCUGAUCAAUUUUUUAAUACUUUCAAGAGAGAAAACUAUCUGUGUAUACACAUGAAAUAUAUAUAUAUAUAUAUAUAUAUGUAUAAUAUAUAAAGACUGGCACCCUGCCUCUCUGUGCCCAGGCCCAGCCCUGGUGACAUGGCACCACUCAGCAGUGCUGUCACUGUAAGCAUGGAUUCCCAGGAGACAGUGUGGGAAACGCUCCUGCUUUAAUUCCCCAAGAAACAGCUCUUCCUGCCUGGAUGCAGGAGGGCAGGGGCCACCACAGAUUAAAGCUGUUACUGCACACGCA